AUGCCUCCCUCGCUUGCCCCUCGCCCCCGCCCUCCCCUCCGCCGCCGGUCGACCCCCCACCCCCCUCCUGGGUACUCCCAGACGCGCGCCCUCGCGACCGCCAAGGCGCCAUCCUCCCUCUUCUCCCCGCUGGACACCUUCCCCGACCGUCACAUUGGGCCCGAUGACAAGGAAAUGGCGGGCAUGCUCUCGAAGCUUGGUUACGACUCCAUGGACGCGUUUGUCGCGGACGCGGUCCCCGACAAGAUCCGCUCUUCCACCACGGCCGUCAGCGAUGAGUCCAUCCCCGCGCUCAGCGAGUCUGAGCUCUUCCGCAGGGCGAAGGAGCUCGGCCGGGCGAACAAGCCGUUCAAGAGUUAUAUUGGCAUGGGAUACCACAAUGCGGUUGUCCCCCCUGUCGUUCUGCGAAACGUCAUGGAGAGCCCUGCGUGGUACACCCCGUACACCCCUUAUCAGCCAGAGAUUGCCCAAGGCCGUCUGGAGUCUCUGGUCAACUUCCAGACGAUGGUGAUGUCGCUGACGUCGAUGGACAUCGCAAACGCGUCAUUGUUGGAUGAAGCCACCGCGGCCGCCGAGGGCAUGGUCAUGGCAUUCACCGGGUCACACGGCAAGAAGCGCACUUUCUUCGCAGACCGCGGCGUCUCUCCCCAGACCAUCGCCGUCCUCCGCACUCGCGCGAAGGGCUUUGGCAUCAACCUGGUCGUCGGCGAUGCCCUCCAGGACCUCGGGGACAAGAAGGACCUCUGUGGAGUGCUCGUCCAGUACCCGGAUGUCAACGGCGAGGUCAAGGAUUUCUCUGGUCUGGCCGAAUCCGUUCACGCGUCGGGAGCGCUGCUCGUAUGCGCGACCGACCUCUUGGCUCUCACGAUGCUUAAGCCACCUGGCGAAUGGGGCGCGGACAUUGUCCUCGGUAACUCCGCCCGGUUCGGUGUGCCUGCUGGCUACGGCGGCCCACACGCAGCGUUCUUCGCUUGCACGGACAAACUGAAGCGCAAGAUGCCAGGUCGUCUCAUUGGUCUUACCCGCGAACAGCACAUCCGUCGCGAGAAGGCGACGAGCAACAUCUGCACUAGCCAGGCGCUCCUCGCCAACAUGGCUGCGAUGUAUGCCGUCUACCACGGCCCGGUCAAUUUGCAGAGGAUCGCCCAGAAGGUCCACGGUCUCACCCAGGUUGUCCGCACCGCCGUCGAAGGAUUCGGCUACAAGUCCGUCAACGCGCAGUUCUUCGACACUCUGACCAUCGAUGUCAGUGGUGUAGCUAGCAGCGCAGAUGCUGUUCACGAGGCCGCUGUGAAGUCCGGUAUCAACUUGCGUAAGAUCGACGACAGCACCGUUGCUGUCGAAGAUGUUGUAGCCCUCACCAACGUCUUCGCCUCCGCUGCAUCUAAGCCCACUCUUUCUAUUGCCGACCUCGCCGCUCCGGAAAGCCUUGCAAUUCCUGAGGCUCUCCGCCGCACGUCAAAGUUCCUUCCCCACCCGGUGUUCAACACUCACCAUUCUGAGACGGAGAUGAUGCGCUACAUCUACCACUUGCAGUCGAAGGAUCUCGGUCUUGUCCACGCCAUGAUCCCGUUGGGCAGCUGUACCAUGAAGCUCAACAGCACUAGCAGUAUGAUGCCCGUGACGUUCCCCGAGUUCUCGGCUGUCCACCCUUUCGCUCCCAAGGAUCAGGUCAAGGGAUACUUGGAGAUGAUCAAGGAGCUCGAGGACGACCUAUGCAAGAUCACUGGCUUUGCUGGCUGCUCGCUCCAGCCUAACUCUGGUGCGGCUGGCGAGUAUGCUGGCUUGUCGGUCAUCAAAGCGGAUAUCUGUCUCAUUCCUGUCAGCGCGCACGGCACGAACCCUGCUUCGGCAGUCAUGGCUGGUCUCAAGGUCGUCGCCAUCAAGACUCACAACGAUGGCAACCUUGACCUCGAGGACCUCCGCGAGAAGGCCGAGAAGCACAAGGACAACUUGGCUGCUUUCAUGAUCACCUAUCCUUCAACCUUCGGAGUCUUCGAGCAUGGCGUGCAAGACGCAUGCAAGAUCAUACACGAUAACGGCGGACAAGUCUACCUCGACGGUGCCAACCUCAACGCGCAGGUCGGCUUGACGAACCCUGCCAUCUGCGGUGGUGACGUCUGCCACAUGAACCUGCACAAGACAUUCGCCAUCCCGCACGGCGGAGGAGGCCCCGGCGUCGGCCCUAUUUGCGUCGCGGAGCACCUCGCUUCCUUCCUUCCCUCCCAUCCCCUCAUCGCCACUGGUGGACAAAAGGCCAUCGACGCCGUCGCCGCGGCUCCCUUCGGCAGCGCUUCCAUUCUCCUCAUUUCCUGGGCGUACAUCAAGAUGCUUGGUGGCACCGGUCUCGCCGACUCCUCCAAGGCCGCGCUCCUCAAUGCCAACUACAUGGCCCACCGUCUCAAGGGGCAUUAUACCCUUCGCUACAAGAACGGCAAGGGCCGCGUCGCCCACGAGCUCCUUAUUGAUCUCGCUGAGUUCGACAAGGCUGCUGGGUUGAAGGUCAUGGACUUCGCGAAGAGGCUGCAAGACUACGGCUUCCAUCCUCCCACAUGCUCGUGGCCCAUCUCUACGUGCAUGCUCAUCGAGCCCACCGAGUCUGAAACUCUUGAGGAGGUUCUGCGAUGCUAUGAUUCAGAUCCGCAAGGAGGCGGAGACAUCAUCACCGGGAAACAGCCCAAAGACAACAAUUUACUGAAGAAUGCUCCUCAUCCACUAUCCUGGAACCGUCCCUACUCUCGUGAAACCGCAGCCUACCCUAUGCCCUGGCUCCGCGAGAGGAAGUUCUGGCCCACUGUUUCUCGCAUCGACGAUGCUUACGGCGAUACAAACCUCAUCGUGAGUAAACCCGUCUUAUGUAUUGAACGCGGUACUCAUUCGUCUCGGUCUAGUGUGACUGCCCCUCCGUAG
Messenger RNA from Epithele typhae, 2910 nucleotides. RefSeq names its product glycine dehydrogenase. The transcript has 13 exons. The record is from RefSeq and is a predicted model, not a curated record. Gene Ontology annotation, molecular function: pyridoxal phosphate binding; glycine dehydrogenase (decarboxylating) activity; glycine binding. Lineage: Eukaryota; Fungi; Basidiomycota; Agaricomycetes; Polyporales; Epitheliaceae. The coding region runs from base 1 to 2910 and encodes 969 amino acids. Gene Ontology annotation, cellular component: mitochondrion; glycine cleavage complex. Gene Ontology annotation, biological process: glycine decarboxylation via glycine cleavage system.